ACAGUCCAAACCCUAGCAGUAAUUCAGUAAAGUCCUCCAUUUCCACAACAUCCUAGAGAGAGAAAAUAGUUUACCAGUUUGACACAAUAAAUAAAGCUAAACAAUUAAGGAGUUGUUUGUUUGUUUUGUGUUUGGCGCGAACAUGGACUCUGAAGAACUCCGCACCAUCGUCUCCGAACAAAGCCGUGAACUCCUCACCGCCAUGGCCGUCGAGUCCGACCUCGACCUCGCUUUCCAACUCCAAAUGCAAGAGGCCAUCAAAUCCUCUCUCGGUCCUCAACCUUCUUCCUCUUCUUCAACACUUCCACAGUUUCAUAUCCAUGACGUUUCCGAUCCGAGCUUCGCUAGCCUCAUCUCUGAAGAAAUCGCCAGGUUCGAGCAAGAACACGGCGAUCGCGAUCAUGCCGAGUCUGAGAUGAUGAAAAUGCGCGACGAUCUCCGCCGUCGGAUCCACGAUCAGGCCUUUGCUCGCGACAUGAGUCGAAUCUCCGAGGAAGAGUGGAUGAAGACCGGCGAUCACUUCGUCAGACCGUACGGAGAGGGUUCUUCUUAUUCGGAGUCUUCUGCUAGGGUUUCUAAUGCGGAGGCCUUCAGGCUUUACUCCAAGGGUUUGGUGAGAGAGGAGAGAGUCGGGGGUGUGAAGAAAAUGUCGGCGGGUAUUGGGAUCGCCAUUUGCGAUUUGGGAGACUAUCCGAUUCUUGAGUUGCGAAAGCCUUUGUUUGGUUGUGAUGAAAUGAGCCACCAAGUGGCGGAAGUGAAAGCUCUGAUUGAAGGCCUUAAUGCCGCUAUCAAUUUGGGUAUUAAGCGAAUCUCCAUAUUUUGCGAUAACCCUUUGGUCUAUCAAUAUGUUACUGGCAAAGCAAUACCAAUGCAGGGACAUAUAGCUGCCUUUGUUGGUCAGGUGACUCUUCUCCAAAGAAAGUUCUCAUAUUGCAGUCCCUCUUUCGUGGCACAGAAAGAUGUUAAGUUUGCACUCAAACUUGCAAGUGAGGCAAUAGUUUCUCAGGUCACCUGUUUGGCAGAAAGUAGCCGUGGCAAAAAUAUGAAGGAAAAUUGUUCAAUUUGUUUGGAAGAUACUGAUGUUAGUCAGAUGUUUUCUGUUAAUGAUUGCCUGCACCGCUACUGCUCGUCUUGUUUGAAGAAACAUGUAGAAGUGAAGUUGCUUCAAGGGAUGCUGCCAAAAUGCCCUCAUGAUGGAUGCAAGACUGAGCUGAAAAUUGAGAGCUGCAAAAAUUUCUUGACAUCAGAAUUAUAUGAUCUUAUGAGCCAACGUAUAAAGGAAUAUUCCAUUCCCGCGACACAGAAAAUCUACUGCCCAUAUCCUAAGUGCUCGGCGUUAAUGUCGAAAGCCGAGGCUUUAGUAAAUACUAAUAAUGCAGGAGCCAGCAUGUGCGAGAGAUGUCGUGGCCUGUUCUGUAUGAGCUGCAAGGCCCCUUGGCACAGUAACAUCAGCUGCAAUGAUUACAAAAUUUUAAAUCCUUACCCAUGUGCAGAAGAUGCAAAGCUGAAUUCUCUUGCAAGGAGGAAUCUGUGGCGCCAGUGUGUGAAGUGCCACCAUAUGGUUGAACUUGCAGAAGGUUGCAACCACAUUUAUUGUAGAUGUGGUUAUGAGUUUUGCUACAUUUGCGGAGCUGAGUGGAAGAACAAGAAAGCAACAUGUAGGUGUCCUCUCUGGGAUGAGCGCAAUAUCGUAUAUGAUCAGCAGAAUAGGCAUCAACUAAGACAGGGAUGAUAAGGAACACCCUAACUAUGAUCUAUAGUAUCAAUGAAUGGCCAGUAAGUAUGUCUAUAUGUACAUAUAAGCUUAUAUUUCCCACUUUCCUUUCAAAGAAAAGACGAGAGAAAAUUAGGUGGUAGUAUUGAGAUUUUUAUGUUGCAAUGGAUCAAAGUGGGAACCAUUUAGGAAGCUUUACUUUUGUUCUAGUGUUGGUACAAUUCUUGAAUCUUAUAUAGAAGAGGCUUGGAACUUGUGGUAGAAGGAUUUAAAAAAACCUAGUAGUGGGACAUAGAAUGGUUUUUGUGAUUGGUAGGCUAUGUUGAAAGUAUCUUUUACUUUUUUGGUAA
This is a messenger RNA of Camellia sinensis, 2064 nucleotides long. Its product is annotated as E3 ubiquitin-protein ligase RSL1. The record is from RefSeq and is a predicted model, not a curated record. Gene Ontology annotation, biological process: protein ubiquitination. Gene Ontology annotation, molecular function: zinc ion binding; ubiquitin-protein transferase activity; RNA-DNA hybrid ribonuclease activity. NCBI's taxonomy places the organism in Eukaryota, Viridiplantae, Streptophyta, Magnoliopsida, Ericales, Theaceae.